Aspergillus puulaauensis is the source of this 8202-nucleotide messenger RNA. RefSeq names its product putative SNF2 family helicase. Lineage: Eukaryota; Fungi; Ascomycota; Eurotiomycetes; Eurotiales; Aspergillaceae. The coding region runs from base 1 to 8202 and encodes 2733 amino acids. Gene Ontology annotation, molecular function: ATP binding; ATP-dependent chromatin remodeler activity; methyltransferase activity. The record is from RefSeq and is a predicted model, not a curated record. The transcript has 6 exons.
AUGCCACUAUCAUACAUUGCUGGGGCCAUUGAGGGCAACCCUGACGUGUACGUUCAGGCUCAAGGUCCCGAUAAACCCCGGAUAAUGAAGUCAAAUGAAGGACUGAAAUUUGCGGACAUAAAGGCUCAGAAAUUGGGACCAAAGGAAGGCCUAGGUCUGAUAAACGGAACGUCAACGUCUGCUGCAGUGGCUAGCUUGGUACUCUACGAGACGAAUCAACUGUCCGUGCUAGUGCAAGCACUUUCGACUAUGGGUCUCGAGGCUCUCAUGGGGACUGCCGAGAGCUUUCAUCCUUUCAUUUCCGCUGUUCGGCCUCAUGAUGGACAGAUCGAGUGUGCCAAUAACCUGCUUUACCUACUUCGAGGGUCAAAACUUGCACAAGGCGUUGAUGUCCAAAAAGCUCAGGAUCGCCCGAGUUUGAUUCAAGACCGGUAUGCACUACGUUGUGUACCACAGUGGAUAGGACCACAACUAGAAGAUAUUAAACUCGCCCAUCGGCAAGUUACGACUGAGCUCAAUUCAACUUGUGACAAUCCGCUUGUGGAUGUGAGGUCUGGUUCUGUCUUUUCAGGAGGAAAUUUCCAGGCGGUAUCCAUAACUUCUGCUAUGGAGAAAACCAGAAUGUGUCUGCAGAUGCUUGGCAGGCUUAUAUUCUCGCAAGCCACGGAGAUGAUUGAUCCGGACUUGAACAAUGGCCUUCCUACCAAUCUUGUUGCUGAUGAUCCAAGCCUGUCAUUUACCAUGAAAGGUGUGGAUAUCAGCAUGGCAUCAUAUAUGGCAGAGUUGGGAUAUUUGUCGAACCCCGUGAGUUCGCAUAUUCAACCAGCGGAGAUGCGCAAUCAAGCCAUCAACUCCAUGGCUUUGGUAUCGGCUCGGUAUAGUAUGCAAGCUGUGGAGGUAUUAUCUCUCAUGUGUGCAUGCGAUAUGUACAUCGCCUGUCAAGCUUUGGAUUUGCGUGCCCUCCAUCUCGUUUUCUUGGAGAAGGCUAAGGUCCAGAUGAGCGCCGUCACAUCGAACAUAUUUUCUGUAUAUCUUUCUGAAUCAGGAUUGAAGGGCUUGAAUCAAUCUCUUGACGAACAUUUGGUAAGAUCUUGGCCGGUGACCAACCGUCUCAACGCACCGGACCGUGUCCAUACGGUGGUCGAAAACGCACUCUCGGUCCUUUUAGAAGCCCUCAACAACCACCAAUGCCUCCAAGAACCAGGACUGGGAGAUUUAAAUAGGUGGAAGUCUCAGAUGCACGACUCACUGAACCAGGUAUUCCGAGAGACCGCGGAUGCAUUUUUCCUGAAACAGCACACCGCAGACCUACUCGGUGAGGGAUCCAAGAUUUUAUAUCAAACGGUACGACAAGAACUGGGGGUCCCAUUCCACCAGGGUUUUGUUGAGCACCCAACUGUGGGCAACGAGACCUUGAACGGCCGCUCUAAGAAGACUAUCGGGUCGUGGAUAUCUAUUAUCUACGAGGCGAUUCGUGAUGGCCGACUUAUGAAGACGUUAAUGCAGUCUCUUGCUUCUACAGCUAACAAAACGAGUUACUUCGAGACCCAGAGUCAGAAUAACCGUGAUUCUUUGGAUGGCCAGACGACCAAAGCUGUGAAAACGGACAGGUUUGCAGAGGAGGUGGAAGUUGAAGACAAUCUUGAUCUUCCAACCGCCUCUAAGAAACCAAGAAACAAUGAGACUCCUGGCCUGUCUCAGAUACAGUUCCAGCUAGAGAGUACAUCCAUCACCAGCAGUAACCCGUCUUCUACUGGGAUUGUAUCGGGGAUGAAGCGUCUUGGAAUCGACAAUCCUGAUGGCACCAAAGAUGGUGUAAAAAGACCGAGACUUUCUCCUAGGACUCCCCAGCCUCAAACAGAACAUAGCCCUCAGGAUAAAGAAAAAGAGGCCGAUAUUACCAGUACGAGCGAAGAAGCCCCUACUGCAGCUCAUACUCUGACUCAGCCCUCCUUACCCUCCCUACCCGAACCAGAAGUGCAUCAAGGCCCUGAAGACUCGACCGACAACGACAUCCCAGAACUAGUCCGCUCUCGACCUUACUCCGGCCCCAGGAAGCCCAGGACCCAGCUAGCCCAGCAUCUUCCUCCGCUCUGGAAUCUCAGUGACAUAUUCAAGUCACUUACGAACAGAGCGAUCGAACUUAACCUCGAUGAUGUUCUGUCCCACCUUGGUGAUAGACGACUCCGUGUUGUCACUGUUUGUUCCGGGACAGAGAGUCCGCUGUUGGCAUUGGAAAUGGUCAGAGAAAAUCUGCAAAAAUAUUUCAACCGAACCCUCAACUUCCAGCACCUUUUCAGUGCUGAAAUUGUUCCUUUCAAGCAAGCAUACAUCGAGCGCAACUUCCACCCUCGCCUUCUCUUCCGCGAUGUAACUGAGCUUAAAGACAGAGUUGCCCAAACGGCCUACGGCUCAUUGGAGAAGAUCCCUAAGAACGUCGACAUCCUGAUCGCUGGAUUCUCAUGUGUCGACUUUUCGGGACUAAACAAUCACCGAAAGACACUCGACGAGGAAGGCGAAUCGGGUGGUACAUUCUGGGGCAUAGUCCGCUACGCCAGGGCAUACCGUCCACGUCUCGUUAUCCUGGAAAACGUCAAGACGGCGCCCUGGAAGAAAAUCGCACAGCACUGGAACGAUAUUGGUUACUUUGCCAUCCAUGCUGAUGUUGAUACAAAGGCGUAUUAUCUUCCACAGACCCGCGAGCGGGGGUAUAUGUUCUGUGUUGAUAAGAAAUCUAUUGCCGAGAACGGUCUCGCGGAAGAGGACAUGCAGCAGUGGACAGAGAUCCUAAAACGGUUUAAGCGUCCUGCCAGCUCGCCGGCGGGUAUGUUUCUGAUUGACGCUGAUGAUAGACGUCUUGAGCAGAUAGAGAAAGACAUGGCUGCAAAAAUCGCGUCUUCAGCGUCGGCCGCCAAGGCGACGGUCAACUGGGAUCGUUACCAGGUGCGGCAUCAGAGCUAUCGACUGAACCAGGGCCUCGGUUAUCGUCGACCUGUCAGCAAGUCUCAGGAUGAUGGGACGUGUCGGAUGCCGGACUUUGCGUGGCAGACCUGGGUCAAGUCGUUGCCGGAGCGGGUGUGGGAUACCAUCGAUGUGAACUUUUUGAGGAAGCUAGUUGAGGGUUAUGACAUGAACUACAAAGAGAGGUGCUUAGAGCUGUCUCAAGGCAUAGAUCGAGAGAUGGAUUCCCGAGCAUUCGGUAUUGUCGGUUGCAUCACGCCUACCGGGCUUCCGUUCAUGACAACUAGAGGUGGCCCUCUCUGUGGUCUGGAAUCGCUUGCAUUGCAAGGAUUGCCUUUGGAUCGACUUCUUUUGACCCAGGAAUCGCAACGCGAGCUGCAAGACCUCGCCGGCAAUGCCAUGAGCUCUACCGUCGUUGGAGCAGCAAUUCUCUCGGCCCUAAUUGUUGGUCAUAGGGCGCUCAAAAAGGGCAAUUCUCUUCAGGAAUCUGAUUUUCGAGCCCCAAAGCGCAAGGCUAUCAUUCCUCAGGGCGAGAACAAUUUGGUGGAGAGUAGCAUGCAUUUAGAUGCAGCCACCGUUGUGAAUAUGUCAAAACUCCAAGACCAAGCUACCAGCAGUGCCAGAUAUUGCAUUUGUGAAAGACAAACUUCUACAAGGGCAGUCAUUUUAAGGUGCACACACUGCUCCCACACGGCCUGCUCAGAGUGUAGUGGGAAUCCCCAACAUGCCUACGAACGUUGGACCGACUUGGUGCGAACUUCGCCGUUGGAUUUCAUCAGCUCACUUCGCGCAUUUCUUCCAGCUCGAUUGGUGGUCAAUGGUAUAACUCAUGGCAGCUACGCAAAGUUGCGAUUUGGUUCUUCCAUUGCUCCCACUAUCUUGGCCGAGUUUUUGGAUGCCGUCUUUCGGGCUGUUGGCGACGAGCUCCGCCUUUUGGAUAUCAAGCGAAGUGAGUCUUGGACUGUGCUCUAUGAGGGCAAAUCUUCUGUCUUGAAGCUCGUCGUUCAAGUGAAGAGCAUAACUUGGUUGCUUUUUGCAAAACCGCGUGAGUCAGAUCCCGCCUUGUGCUUGAUACGCGAAGUACUAUCCAAGCCGAUUGCGCGCAUGGUAGUGCCUCAAUCUGGAUCGAUCUUGGAAGGUAAUUGGGAAAUAUGUGCACCCCUCAGCUCAAGCUGCUCCUUGGGGCUCUCUGGAAGCGGGGGCCGAGUUCAAUCAUAUGAAUCCAAAUGCGGCUUGGAAUUGGAAAGAUUUAGAGAUUCAUUGACUUGGACACAUAUUACCGUGGAAGGUGCUGAUGAGGAGGUGAACGAUUUGGAAAUUGAUGUUAGAGGUACAUACGAGCUUCUUCAAGACUGUGGGACGGCAAAUGCCUGUCUGCAUAAAAAGGCAGCUUCAGUCGGGGAGCCUGUCGUCUACCUCUUUUUGGACCCGGCGAAGCUGGGAGAGCCUAAAAGUGAUUCGUUUGUUUUUGCUUUCGAUCAUACGCGCAACCCAGGAUAUGAGUGCCGCCUGUCUAUUGCUGAGGUGUCUCAUAAAUGGCGUUCUUCAAAUGCUACUGAGAAAACUGAUACCACUGCCGUUUACUACAAGAAGUGGAUUGCCUGUCCAACCGUUUCCCUGGCCUCCUAUGCCGGAGACUCCGAAAGUCCCAUCAGAUGCUAUAACUUGCAACCCGCUUCGUCAAUUCCCCUCAUCGACGAUGGAUGUAAUAACGCGAAUUUGACCCUAUUGGCGUUUACCGCACCAACAGCAGCCAUCGACGCACCACGGCUUACCGCAGAAUGGGGGGUUACUGACCCGGUUGACUCUCCACAAGUCCUGCGAAAGUAUGUAUGGUUGCUCCAAAAGGCUGCCGCGUAUUCCGGUUUCCGGGAAUGGAAUGAGGUUACGGAAGCAAAAGUCCAAGGGCCAUGCAUGGUUUGUGUCCCACCAAAGCCAGGAAUCAAAUGGGGACGAGAUGCACGGGGUCGCGUCAAGGCGUAUGAAGACCCAUAUAGUGCUGCUAGGUACGAACGCGACAUCAAAUCUCGUCCGCCCCCCUUCUUGAUAUUCCAGAGGACCAAUAAACAAGGCCUGGCUGAGCUUCACGUUACGCUUAACAUCCAGACCCUCUUGCACCAGGCGCAUGGGAGGUUGUCCAGUCCAAAUGCUGCAUCAUUCCAUUGGCGCUUGAUACCAAACUCGUACAACACGAAAGAAUUGUCAUUUCCCGCGUUCAAUUUAAGGAGCAACAGGAGCGACCCUCUAAGCACACAGCCACCCGGGUUUAUCGUGGAGUUACGCCCCGAGCAACGACGUUCUCUGUCAUGGAUGAUAGAACAGGAAGAUGAGAACAUCGAGCCCUUCAUUGAAGAAGAAACCGAAGAGGCGAUCCUGGAAUCGUUGAUGUGGCGUGCAGAGGGCAAAGUUACGGUGCCAAAGACUGUCCGAGGGGGUAUUUUGGCUGAUGAUGUGGGAUAUGGCAAAACCGCCAUUGUCUUGGGGCUAAUUGACAAGUUAUACAAUAUGGCCAAUGUCGAUUUCUCCGUUCCAUUGAAUGCCGACGGGUUUAUCCCAAGCAGGGCAACUCUAAUAGUGGUUCCGACCAUCAUGGUUCAGCAAUGGCGGUCAGAGAUAGUGAAGUUCUUGGGAAGCAAGUACAAUGUACUCGUGUUUCCCUCAGCAGCGGCGUUGAAAAAGGUCAGCAUUCGAGACAUCAGGAAGUGUGACAUAGUGCUGGUGUCCUGGGCUGUUUUCAGUACGACCAGUUACUACCAGCGCUUCAAACAAUUUGCUGGCGCGCCUGAGGUUCCGUUGAAGGCAGGUAGAAAUUUUGAUGAUUGGUUUUCCCAUGCACAUGGCUUGAUGAAGCGUCAUGUUCGUGUCCUUGCUGAACAAGGCCCUCGUGCUUUCCAGGAUGACCUCAAAAAUAGACGUGCGCAAACAAAGGACGCCCAGGAGGAAUACAGAUAUGUCCCGUCCAAACGGCUGCGGGGAAAGAAAUAUACGCUGGCGAAACUGAACAAGGAAUGCGAGGCGAAGAGCAGCAGUGUGUCCUAUGCUGAGGUAUCUAGCGCAGAAGAGGAUUCAGACGAGGCUGGCGGCGAGAAUAUUUCAGAUAGUCUUGAAGCCAAAGUCGAAAGCCUCCUUCGGCGAGUGAUACCUAAGUUUUCCAAGGCCAAAGAAGAAGAAUCAGAUGAAGAGCAGAUAGCUGACUCUAAGAGUGCAAAACCGUGGCAUGACUGGAAGGAGUUCAACAUUUCACGAAACUCACGGAGCAAGCAGCCAUGGGAAGCUGUCAAGGGAAUUCCACUCCACGCCUUCGCUUUUAACCGGCUCGUCAUCGAUGAGUUCACGUACGCAAGCAUCGACAGACUUAACCAAUUACUCGCAUUGCAAGCUCGCUCUCGGUGGGUUCUCUCCGGAACACCACCACUAAAUGACUUUGCGGACGUCAACACAAUCGCCCCCUUCAUGGGCGUGCAUCUGGGGAUUGAUGAUGAUGACACAAAUCCCCAGAAUCGACGGCUCAAGGCCAUUCGCAAUCAGCGCUCCGAUGCUGAGACGUUCCAGUCCUUUCGGGCCCCGCGGAGUGAAGCAUGGCACCGGCGUCGAUAUGGGGUAGCGCAGAACUUUCUGGAUCGAUAUGCAAGGAGGAACAUUGCUGAGAUUGAUGAAAUACCCUCCACCGAGCACAUUGUUCUCGUUCGCCAAAGCCCAGCUGAGAAAGCGAUUUACCUCGAGCUUUAUAAGCAACUGAUGACAUAUAACCGACAGCUUCGUCGAAGCACCAGCCGAGGAGGCUUUGGCAGUGACCAAGCCGAACGACUGGAUGAAAUCAUUGCGAGUAGCUCGACAACAGAAGAGGCAUUGAUCAAACGUUGCACGUCCCUUGCCCUCCAAGGCCGAUGGGAUGCUGAUGGUAAACCAGAAGCCGCCACCUGUGUGUCUCUUAUUGAAACGCGGGAAGAACAGCUCGAGAAGCUGAAAAAUGACCUCAAGAGCAAAUUGAAACUUGCCGCCUGGGUUUAUUGUGCUUGUAACCGGAGCCAUGAAAAGUUCGACAAAUUUGUUCAAAGUGUGGCCCGACACGACUUCGGCGACAUGGGAGUGACAGGCGAGGUAUACCCUCUGCUUAACACUGCAAUUCAUACAUCGAGAAACGAAGACUGGAAGUUAUUCUUCGCCAACCCAGACUCCAAAGUCCAGGAGAAUGAGGAAGACGAUAAGGAAAACAUAAAAGACACAGAAGACACUGACGCAACAGCGGAGAAGCCCACAGCAAAGGCAAAGACUGUCACGCCCCUUCCCACAAAGCCCACUCAAAUGCGAGAGUUCGAGCCCGUACUCCGCGAAGUCACGACCACAAUCCGAAACCUGCUUGUCGAAUGGGUGCUUCGCAAGCGAGCUUUGCGCUUCCUCAAAAUUGUUCGGCAGAUGCAGACCAACCCUGCAGAUGUACCCUCCUGCGACAGGUGCCAGAAUCAGCCAGGUCUCCUAGCCAAAGUGAACAUCCUAGGAUCCUGCGGCCACGCAAUUUGCUUGACUUGCACCCAGCAAACAAUCGAAAAAGAGGAAUGCGAAGUGGAAGGUUGUCGAGGCUCCGGCAAGCGGUUCAACAUAAUCAAUGCCAUGAUACUCGGCUGUGAUACAGACAACCUCGAUUCGCCAGUCGCAGAUAUAGACAAGAGCUCCGAAUACGGGGGCACAAAAAUGGACGUCCUUGUUGAUAUACUUGGCCACCAGAUCCCAAAACAUGAGCGCGCACUGCUAUUUAUUCAAUUCCCAGACCUGAUGGAUAUAGCGUCCAAGGCCCUUGAUUCAGCGAGGAUAACACACACAACGAUCUCAUCAGCAGAUCGCAAUGCGAGCCUUAAGAUCGAAAAGUUCCAAAAAGAAGGCUUUGGAGAUAGCAAAGUCCUUCUUUUGAACCUGGGUAGUGAAAUGGCGGCAGGCUUAAACCUGCAAUGCGCGAACCACAUAGUUUUUCUGUCGCCGUUUUUCGCCCAAACCCAAUAUGACUAUGACUCGACGAUGACCCAAGCCAUUGGACGAUGUCGGCGAUAUGGGCAGACAAAUCACGUACAUGUCUAUCAUUUACUCGCAAAAAUGACGAUCGAUGUGAACAUACUUCAGGAAAGACGGGGCAAAGUUCUUGUCGAGAGAGAGGGAGAAGCGGCUUUGGUCGAUCCUGAGGAGGCUUUGGAAUCCGAAGCGAUUACUUGUCAGGGGCCGGAGAUGUUGGUUGACAAUGCGUUUUGA